CAUUUCGGGUUUGGCGGAGAAGGGGGGCGCUCUGUAACUCCCGCGAAGGAAUUAGGUCAGCCGAGCGGAGGUGUGUGUGUUUCUUCAUUGAAAACAUUUCUCGUUCGUUCUCGUUUUCCCGACGGCUCUCUUAUCGUGCUCCGAUGCGUGUUACCUGGCUGCUGCGGAUGAACUUUACCAGCGUCGGCCCGGGGUGAAGAGUCGAGUCAGUUGUCGGAUUUUCUAGCUAACAGCUAGCAAGCUAGCUGUGUGUAAACAACAAGAUGAAACGGAUGAAAGGAGGAGACGAGAGAAGCGAUGACUCCUCCUGUGAGAGUCCAGCGGAGGUUUGCAAGAAGGUGCGAAAUCAGUUGAGCGAGGAUUCGGAGCCAGAUGUGGCUGAGUCGCUGGACUGUAACUGGGCACGGCUGCCUCAGGAGCUCCUGCUGCAUAUCUUCCAGUACCUGCCACUGCUGGACCGGGCUUAUGCCUCCCAGGUGUGCCGUGGGUGGAACCAAGCCUUCCACAUGCCUGAGCUGUGGAGAUGCUUUGAGUUUGAGCUCAACCAGCCAGCCAGCUCUUACCUAAAAGCCACACAUCCAGAUCUUAUUAAGCAGAUCAUAAAGAGGCACUCCAAUCACCUGCAGUAUGUCAGCUUCAAGGUUGACAGUAGUAUGGAGUCUGCAGAGGCGGCUUGUGACAUUCUUUCACAGUUGGUGAACUGCUCACUGAAGACCUUGGGCCUCAUCUCUACAGCCAGGCCCAGUUUCAUGGAGGUUCCAAAGUCUCACUUCAUCUCCGCCCUGACCGUGGUGUUUGUCAACUCCAAAUCGUUGUCUUCGCUGAAGAUUGACGACACGCCAGUUGAUGAUCCAUCUCUGAAGGUGCUGGUGGCCAACAAUAGCGACACCCUGAAACUUCUGAAAAUGAGCAGCUGCCCUCACGUCUCUCCUGCAGGAAUCCUGUGUGUGGCAGACCAGUGUCACGGGCUCCGAGAGCUAGCGCUAAACUACCACCUCCUGAGUGAUGAACUCCUGCUGGCGCUCUCCUCUGAGAAGCACGUCCACCUGGAACACUUGCGAAUUGAUGUGGUGAGCGAAAACCCCGGGCAGCACUUCCACACCAUCAAGAAGAGCAGCUGGGACGCUAUGAUGCGGCACUCGCCCAAAUUUAACCUGGUCAUGUACUUCUUCCUCUAUGAGGAUGAGUUCGGCCCCUUCUUUAAUGAGGAAAUCCCGGUCACACACCUUUACUUCGGGCGCUCAGUGAGCAAAGAGGUCCUGGGCCGAGUGGGCCUCCACUGUCCUCGUUUGGUGGAGCUGGUCGUGUGCGCCAACGGCCUGCGUCCUCUGGAUGAGGAGCUGAUCCGUAUCGCCAAACACUGCACCCAGCUGUCAGCCAUCGGCCUGGGUGAGUGCGAAGUGUCCUGCAGCGCGUUUGUGGAGUUCGUCAAAAUGUGCGGCCGCCGACUGUCCCAGCUGUCCAUCAUGGAGGAGGUACUGAUUCCAGAUCAUAAAUACUCCCUGGAUGAGAUUCACUGGGAGGUGUCGAAGCACCUGGGCCGGGUCUGGUUCCCAGACAUGAUGCCGACCUGGUAGAGAGUGAAGCCUGUGCUCAGAGUUCAAUAUGUCGGGUUUGUGGUGCGGAACAAUCAUUGCCUCCAUGUUGCGUUGAAAAGCCUCAGCUGGGAAGCUCGAUGACAGCAUGGCGAGCACGAACUUGCUGAACUCUCGUUAGCAGGGCAGGGAUGUAAUGUGGCACUCGACAACAACACAAUGUUAUCACAUUAUCAUGGAAAUGCCACAGAAUUCCUGCUCGGCUUAAUCCGUAGAUGGAAUUCAGCAAGCUGGCGUCGACCCACAGAAGAGGAAAUUUAACUAAAAGGCAAUGUUUUUAUAACUGCAAAUGGAGUUAUAUGUACAUUAUAGGCUGGGUAUGAUACUCUGUGUUGUGAGAGGGGUGUGUGAGUAUGUGCAUUUAUGUGUGAACGUGCGGGUGGGUGUUUACAUGUUUUCCAACAUUGAGCAGUAAAUUGGGACAAUUAGGUGCACAAUUGCAUGUUGUUACGCUACCACUUGGCCUACAUAAAUCCAGUGUGAGAUAGCAGCUCUGCACUCUGUAAUACAAUAUGGCAUUGACCGCAUAGUUGUAUUUGUCAUGAGUGGCUGAAUUUUGCAGAAGAGUAGCUGGGUCCUACACCUCAUUUUAACCUAAUUUAAAGAACAGUGGUUGUGUUGUUUGUCCUCCUCGCCUGGGGAGCUCCAGUCGUGUCUCACAAAACACGAUUGUUGAACAAAUGGAAGAUGGCAGAGAGAAAAAGAAAUGUGUAUAUAGGUGUCUAAAUUGUGACGUGAAGGUGUACAGUGUUGAUUGAUGUCAUUGAUUUUUAUUUUUAUUUUUUCUCAAAGUUAUAUUUUGAGGAGUGUUUUUUUUUUUUUCUCUCUCUCUCCCUGCAUCAAACACAAAUUGGCCUGACAAAUGAUUUUAUCUAUUUUGGAAAAAGGUUUAUGUACAGUUUUAGAUUUCUUAAGCACCUUAGAUGAAUACCAAAUGAUAGAUGGAAUACACCUGGUCCUUGGGACCAAAUAUGGUGAUUAUUUAUACUGUACUGGGGCUUUGUUGAGUCAAAUCCCCAAGUGCUACAUAUUGACGUUGUAAAGCUCUAAUUACAACAAUCAAAUAAUUCUAUGUAAAUAGUGCACAGAAAUGUCUGAAUUUGGAGGGUAGAGAUCAGCGGUCUCAGUUCUUCACGCUCAGAUUAAUUUGUAAUGAUUCAGUAGACUAGUCUGUAUGGCUGUUGGCUUACAGUGCAUGCUGGAAAUGCAAAUCCAACCCAUUUGUGUUUCUCAGAUGCAUUAAAAUGAAAAUAUUUUUUAUGUAGGUUUCAUUUGUAUCUUCUGCUAUUUGCCUGUUCAAGCCCUUCCAAAUAGUCCACAUUUGUUUCCUCCUCAUGCUAUCUUGUGUACAUGAGAGGAAGCAGUAUUCACCCAUUAUAAACACUGUCUGCAGAUUUUUCUUGUGUUCCAAACAUCCAUUCAUUUCAGUCGAAAGAGGUUUGGCAAGUCAGAUGAGUGAAACAGUUUUGUUUUUUUCCUUUAAGAAGGAAGUCAAAUGCAUCUGUAUAUUAAAACGCUGUGUGUUUGAUUAUUAUGAGUAGAAAUGUAUUUCUUUAUUUCACCCUCUGUCAGGGUUUGAAGUUUCCUUAACCGAUGGCUUGUCUUUUAUAAAACCAGAGUGCAAGUUAUCCUUUACUAGAUGGAUCUUUUUCAUACUAUAUCCACUAGAAAAGUUAAAAACUGUGUAAAUGAUUAAUAGGGAUUAUGCUUUUUUUAAUGAAUUUCAGUUUUUCAGUUAAACAAAAGCAACCAGCAGUGGUAUUUUUCUUUGUUUACCUGGGUUUAGCUUCCACCUAUUGUCGCCGUGGUUUUGUUGGAUACAGGUGGUCCUAAUGUUUUGAGUCCACUACCACAAACUCUCGAUCCUUGGAGGGA
Molecule: messenger RNA, 3470 nt
Organism: Neolamprologus brichardi
Lineage: Eukaryota; Metazoa; Chordata; Actinopteri; Cichliformes; Cichlidae
Gene: fbxl3a
Product: F-box and leucine-rich repeat protein 3a
Cellular component (GO): mitochondrion
Molecular function (GO): protein binding
Source: RefSeq, a predicted model, not a curated record